Molecule: messenger RNA, 680 nt
Organism: Sceloporus undulatus (fence lizard)
Lineage: Eukaryota; Metazoa; Chordata; Lepidosauria; Squamata; Phrynosomatidae
Product: protein PET100 homolog, mitochondrial
Exons: 4
Coding region: 110-334 (74 amino acids)
Biological process (GO): mitochondrial respiratory chain complex IV assembly
Cellular component (GO): mitochondrion; mitochondrial inner membrane
Source: RefSeq, a predicted model, not a curated record
CCCGCCUCCGGGCGCCAUCUUGGGGAGGCUUUGGGGCGGAGGGAGGAGCUAAUGGCGGAGGCCGGCUGGGAGUCGUCUCUCGUCUGGCAAACAGGCCUCAGGCGCCGCCAUGGGAGUGAAGCUGGAGGUGUUUCGGAUGAUGCUGUAUUUGUCAUUCCCUGUUGCUAUGUUCUGGAUUUCAAACCAGGCAGAGUAUUUUGAAGAAUAUGUAAUCAAACGAAAGAGGGAGAUCUAUCCACCUGAAGACGAUUACCAGAGAAAAGAGCUGGAAGACUUCAAAGAGCGUAUGAGAAAGAAACGGGAAGAACGGCUACUGCAGAUGGCAAAAGAAUAAUGGUGCAGCCUAUUAUAUGUACAUUUUGAAGCACUCUCAAGAAAGUUGCCAUCACUAGUCUCCUCUUGACUUUAAAUCAAUUCUGCUAUUUCUAAAGACUGGAUGACGGAAUGAAGGGACUUGCAGUGCAGUUCUACAUGGUAUAUUUCCUAGCAGAAAUUCUAUGUCUGUUAGUUCCUCACGGCACUUCUGGGCUUAAAUUGGAGAGGGGGAAAAAUGACCUGAUUUAGAGUUAACUGUUUCUAUCUUGAUGUUCUGCCUCUUGCCAUGUGCACCUAUUGAACCUUUGCCUCAGUUUGACAGUUAUCUCAUGUGAGUCGCUAAAUAAAAGCACUAUGUAAGAAGA